ACCCGAUUAACUACUUUAUUCCUCUCAUUCACAAACAUUCAAUCAACGAAGAGAUGGAGAUCCCUGUGAUUGAUUUGAGUAUGCUUGAGACUGAGAAGAGAAGUGAAACAAUGGCACUUCUCCAUCAGGCCUGCCAGAAAUGGGGCUUCUUUAUGAUUGAGAAUCAUGGAGUUGAUAAGGAGCUUAUGGACAAGAUGAAGCUUCUGACUAAGAUGCAUUAUGAAGAAACUAUGAAAGAUAGCUUCUACAAUUCAGAGACAGCAAAGAGCUUGGACAACAAUGGAUACAUCAGCAAAAAAGAUUGGGAGAGCACUUUCUUUAUUUCUCAUCGACCUAAUUCUAACAUCAACGACCUUAACACCCUUUCACAAGACCUCCGAAAAACAAUGGAAGAAUACAUAGAUCAGCUGAUCAAGCUGGCGGAAAAGCUUUCAAAACUCAUGUGUGAGAAUUUGGGCAUAGAGAAGAAUUGCAUAAUUGAGGCAUUUUCGGGCAGCAAAGGUCCCUCCGUGGGAACGAAAGUCGCAAUGUAUCCUCACUGUCCACGCCCUGAACUCAUCCGAGGCCUCCGGGAGCACACGGAUGCCGGUGGCAUCGUUCUCCUGCUCCAAGACGACCAAGUCCCUGGUCUUGAAUUCUUGAAAGAUGGAGAAUGGGUGAAAAUCCCACCGUCCAUGAACAACAGAAUAUUCAUCAACACUGGUGAUCAGAUUGAAAUUUUAAGCAAUGGGACGUACAGGAGCGCUCUGCACCGUGUGAUGGCGAUGAAGGAUGGAGACAGGCUCUCUAUCGCCACGUUCUACAACCCGUCUGGCGAUGCCAUAAUAUCUCCGGCUUCUGAGCUCUUACUUCCCAGCCAUGUCCGAUUCCAGGACUACCUCAACCAUUAUAGUAAAACCAAGUUUGAAGAUAAGGGUCUUAGGUUUCAGUCCCUCAAGAACAAGGCCAAUGGGCAUCAAGGCGUUCUAAAGUAAUAAUGUCCGCCUAGGCGAAUCACAUACUUAAUUAUUUUUAUUAAAUUAUAUAUCAAUCACAUUCAUUCACAUGUAAUCAGACCCGAUUUAACCUAGAACAACGUGUCAUGUAUGUUACUUGUGUGUUGUUGUUUCUCUUUCUUUUUUCUCCUGUUUUGCCGCCAGAAGUUCUAGAGAAGCUGCUGGUUACUGCU
This is a messenger RNA of Sesamum indicum (sesame), 1168 nucleotides long. RefSeq names its product 1-aminocyclopropane-1-carboxylate oxidase 1. The record is from RefSeq and is a predicted model, not a curated record. Lineage: Eukaryota; Viridiplantae; Streptophyta; Magnoliopsida; Lamiales; Pedaliaceae.